Hevea brasiliensis (rubber tree) is the source of this 564-nucleotide messenger RNA. RefSeq lists its product as uncharacterized. The coding region runs from base 1 to 564 and encodes 187 amino acids. The record is from RefSeq and is a predicted model, not a curated record. The transcript is spliced from 2 exons. NCBI's taxonomy places the organism in Eukaryota, Viridiplantae, Streptophyta, Magnoliopsida, Malpighiales, Euphorbiaceae. Gene Ontology annotation, molecular function: nucleic acid binding.
AUGUAUUUCAAUGGAGCUGUUAACCUCUCUGGAAGUGGGAUUGGGGCAGUAUUAAUAUCCCCUGACGGAAAACAUUUCCCAGUAGCAGUCAGGCUGAGAUUUAAAUGCACUAAUAAUGUUGCUGAAUAUGAAACCUGUGUGAGUGGCUUACAAGCUGCUAUUGAGAUGAAAUUUGCUGAUGCCUUAGCUACAUUAGCAGUUAUGACUCAAAUGGAGGAAGGGCAAAAAGCACAAUUAUUGCAGAUAAAUUUAAGGGAUGAGCUAACAUACUAUCUUAUGAUGGACGAAGAGAUAGAUGGGAAACCUUGGUAUCAUGACAUUCAGCAAUACAUCAAAACUAGAGAAUAUCCACCAGGGGCAAAUAAAAAUGAAAGAAGGAUGAUCAGGAGGUUAGCAUUAGGGUAUUUCCCUAGUGGUGAAAUCAUGUAUAGAAGAAAUUUCAAUGGCGAAUUGUUAAGGUGUGUGGAUGCUAAUGAGGCCAAAAGGAUUCUUUUUGAAACCCAUGAAGGAAACUGUGCCACGCAUGCCAAUGGACAUAUGAUGGCUAAACAAAUCUUACAGUGA